This is a messenger RNA of Tachyglossus aculeatus (Australian echidna), 1387 nucleotides long. RefSeq names its product nerve growth factor receptor (gene NGFR). Bases 57 to 1331 code for a protein of 424 amino acids. Gene Ontology annotation, cellular component: plasma membrane; cell surface. Gene Ontology annotation, molecular function: death receptor activity; coreceptor activity; nerve growth factor binding. The transcript has 6 exons. The record is from RefSeq and is a predicted model, not a curated record. NCBI's taxonomy places the organism in Eukaryota, Metazoa, Chordata, Mammalia, Monotremata, Tachyglossidae. Gene Ontology annotation, biological process: Rho protein signal transduction.
GCCGCCGCCGCCGCCGCAGCAGCAGCCGGCACUGGGCAGCGCGCCGUGCCCCCGCCAUGGAGCAGCUUCGCCGGGCCCGGAUGCCCCCCUCGCCCCUCCUCCUGCUCCUGCUGCUCUUGGUGUCCGUGCAGGGGGCAAAGGACAAAUGUGUAACGGAGCUGUACACAGCCAGCGGAGAGUGCUGCAGAGCGUGUAACCUGGGAGAGGGUGUGGCUCAGCCCUGCGGGGUCAACCAGACCGUCUGUGAGCCCUGUCUGGACAGUGUCACCUACUCGGACACAGUGAGCGCCACGGAGGCCUGCAAGCCGUGCACGGAGUGUGUGGGGUUGCAGAGCAUGUCGGCGCCUUGCGUGGAGUCGGACGACGCCGUGUGCCGCUGCGCCUACGGCUACUACCAGGACGAGCAGACCGGGCGCUGCGAGAUGUGCCAGGUGUGCGAGGUGGGCUACGGCCUCAUGUACUCCUGCCUGGAUAAGCAGAACACCGUAUGCGAGGAAUGCCCUGAGGGCACCUACUCCGACGAGGCCAACCACGUCGACCCCUGCCUGCCCUGUACCAUCUGCGAGGAGACCGAGCGUCAGAUCCGAGCCUGCACCCGCUUCAGCGACGCCGAGUGCGAGGAGAUUCCACCGCGCUGGACCACUCGGACCCCGUCGCUGCUCGGCUCCAGCAGCCCCACCCCCUUCAGCCCGGACCCCUCAGAGCCGGACGUGGCGGCCAGCACCCUGGCGGAUGUGGUCACCACGGUGAUGGGCAGCUCGCAGCCCGUGGUGAGCCGGGGGGCGGCCGACAACCUCAUCCCCGUCUACUGCUCCAUCCUGGCCGCGGUGGUAGCCGGGCUGGUGGCCUACAUCGCCUUCAAACGGUGGAACAGCUGCAAGCAGAACAAGCAGGCCGCCAACAACCGGCCUGUGAACCAGACCCCAUCGCCCGAGGGUGAGAAGCUGCACAGUGACAGUGGUAUAUCGGUGGACAGCCAGAGCCUGCACGACCAGCAGCCACAGACGCAGACCGCUCAAGUCCAGGCCCCGAAGGGCUUCGGGGUGCCGUUCGUCAGCCUGCCCCCGGCCAAGCGGGACGAAGUGGAGAAACUGCUCGACGGGUCGUCGUCGGGGGAGGCGUGGCGCCACCUGGCGGGGGAGCUGGGCUACCCGGCGGAGCACAUUGACUCGUUCGGGCGGGAGGCCUGCCCGGCCCGGGCCCUGCUGGCCAGCUGGGCCGCCCAGGACAGCGCCACGCUCGACGCCCUCCACGCCGCCCUCCGCCGCAUCCAGCGCGGAGACAUCGCCGAGAACCUCUACAGCGACUCCACCGCCACCUCCCCCGUCUGAAGGGCCCGGACCGGGGCCGGGACCCCAACCCCCAGGGCGGCGGCGGCGCCGGGGCC